Molecule: messenger RNA, 2061 nt
Organism: Momordica charantia (bitter melon)
Lineage: Eukaryota; Viridiplantae; Streptophyta; Magnoliopsida; Cucurbitales; Cucurbitaceae
Source: RefSeq, a predicted model, not a curated record
AUUAAGCUCUCUCUUUCUUCCCCCCGCGUUUUCGUUGGCGAACGAGCCCAUUAAAAUAUUCCCUUCAUUGAAUUUGCUCACAGUUCUUCAUUUCUUCUGUUUCCUGAUUUUGGGUUCUUCUGUUUUGAUUCUCUAUCAGUGGAGCUGCUUUUUUACUGUUCGAGCUCUUCUUCUUCUUCAUCUCAUUUCAGGGUAUGAAUGAUAAACUAGAGUAAGAAGUAUUGGAUUGGAGGAGUUUCUGAAAUUGGUGAUGGAUUGAUGAGUAUCUGAUGUGAAGGGUGAUGGAAUCCAAUUUAACGAAAAGAGGGAUGAUUCCAGGUGGGGUUUCGUAUGGAGGUGUCGAUUUGCAAGGAUCUAUGGGGGUUCAUCACCAAGGACAAUACUCCCUCAACUUAUGCCAGGAAAAUCAUAAUCGUAGUCACCAGCGAUCUUCAGUUCGGUCCUUGGUUCGUGGUAGCUCUCCAUUGACAAUGGGAAGCUCGCAACAUUGCAAUCACCGGGCUAGACUUGUGGAUUGUGGUAAAGGGGACAUCAAGAAUUCGGUGAGUGAUGAAGACGAGCCAAGUUUUAGCGAAGAGGGGAUUGAUGGUGCAGGGAAGAAUGCAUUGCCAUGGCAGCGGGUGAAGUGGACGGAUAAGAUGGUGAAGCUCUUGAUUACUGUUAUUUCUUAUAUGGGAGAUGAUUCUGCCUCAGGGUGUGGAGGCUUAGGUAGAAGGAGACUUGCAGUUCUACAGAAAAAGGGCAAGUGGAAAUCAGUUUCGAAGAUAAUGGCCGAGCGGGGCUAUCAUGUUUCACCCCAGCAAUGCGAGGAUAAGUUUAAUGACCUCAAUAAAAGGUAUAAAAGACUGAAUGAUAUGCUUGGUAGGGGCACCUCUUGCCAAGUUGUGGACAACCCUGCGCUUUUGGACGGGAUAGAUUAUCUAACCGCAAAGGAAAAGGACGAAGUUAGGAAGAUUCUAAGCUCGAAGCAUCUGUUCUAUCAGGAGAUGUGUUCUUAUCACAAUGGCAAUAGACUACAUUUGCCUCAUGAUCCGGAAUUGCUACAUUCUUUACAGUUGGUUCUUAGAAAUAGAAUUGAUUGUGAGAAUGAUGAUCUGAGGAAGCUCGGACAUGAAGAUUUUGAUGAGGAUGAAUGUGACAUGGAAACUGAUGCUCGUGGUGAUUUUGAGGAGAAUCGUGCUUCGCACGAGAAUAAUAGGGGUCUGUCUGGGACUACUGGGGGCUGCAUGAAGCGGGUGAGACAAGGCCUUGGGUAUGAAGAAGGAAACUUAAUGCAUUCCUUGACUUCUAAUGACUACAACAACCGUUCUCAUUGUCAAGCAGAAGCCGUUCGAGUUGGAACGAACCAUGUUCUACCUGAAACCCGUAGAAUUUUUCAGUUACAAAAGCUGUGGAUCGAGUCCCGUUCGCUUCAGUUAGAGGAGAAAAGGCUUCAAAUCCAAACGGAUAGGUUGGAAUUGGAGAAACAACGUUUCAAAUGGGAAAGAUUCAACAAGAAAAGGGACCGAGAGUUAGAAAAGUUGAAGUUAGAAAACGAGAGGAUGAAGCUCGAGAACGAGCAGAUGGCAUCACAACUGAAGCAAAAAGGAAAAGGGGGCGCUUCCCUCAAAUAACAACCUCCACUUCCAAGACAUGUCUCCUUCAACUGAAAAAUCAUCCCUUCGAAACCUCAAGAGUCCAAGACGCUAGUUAGAAGAAAGCUCUUUGGCUGCUGACAUUGACAUCGCAACCAACACGUGCCACGUCAAAGUCAAGACGGCGACGGUACGGACAACCAGUCUUCUCCUUGCAUUUCAUUUAACUAACUGUUGUUUUUGCUCUGAAGUCUGAAUCAUUUUGCAGAGAGUUGUUAGCUUAACACUUAAUAUCUGACUUAUCACAACACUGUGUUCUGGUCCUAAACUUCAUAUUUUGCACAUCUCUUUCACAAAGAGUCUCAAUGAGAGGCCUUAUUCCCACAAUUUGCUUCUUUUUCUAUUCUGGGCUCACUCAACUCCCAUCUCUAAACAACUCAUUUCACCAUUCCCUCUGUUUGGCAAUGAUAGUUUGGCAAUGAUAGUA